Molecule: messenger RNA, 861 nt
Organism: Bradysia coprophila
Lineage: Eukaryota; Metazoa; Arthropoda; Insecta; Diptera; Sciaridae
Gene: Cp7Fb
Product: Chorion protein b at 7F
Source: RefSeq, a predicted model, not a curated record
CAAUUCACUCGAAUUAUAAAAACGGCUACGUGCCAUCGAGAUUAAAUCAGUUGUUGCAUCACAAGUCGAAUAAGUGCAUCUUUGGUGAAGUGUCCACAGAGAAGAAUUACCACGGAGGACUUUAGUUAUUACGUUAAACUCUAUACAGUGUGCAAUGAAUAAGACAUCAGUGGCGGUAGUGCUAUUCUCGCUGAUAGCACUGAUAAACGCUCAAUGUUCGUGCCAAUCGAAACCCCCUGUGGAUAUAAAAUAUCCAGGCGAAGCUUGCGAAUGUAGUCGCCAGUUACCCAUUCGUAUGGAAGUGCCGAAAAUCACUGAACAUCGGGAUGCACAUUACGAUUACGGAUUUACGAUUGAACGACCACAAGAAGCACCGGCUGAGGUGAAGUACACAUUCGAUUUCCAUAUGGAGAAACCGAAACCGCUACCAACAGCCUCAUUGGCAACAUAUGCAUUUGAGGUACAAAGGCCUGUUGAGAAAGCAGCUGAACAACCUCGGUACACCUUCGACUAUCAAAUUCAGACGCCGGUUGUUGCUAAAAGUGGACCAUCUAACUUAGAAGGAUUAUUCGCUCACGUGGACAAAGUUGUGAUUCAAAAGCAAGAUUGUCAAGACAAGAACAGUUGUCAGUGCAGUGGCUUUAAGCCAACAAUUGAUCUCCUUCAACGCUGCCCAAAGCAUGGACAUCUCUAUCAAUACGGAGGACCACUCUUCCCCAACCAACAAAGGGCACCAUGGUAUUGAAGUGGAGUUUAUCCAUCCAUGUAGGUGAUUCCCCUGAUGUGAUCGUAACGUGAUCACAUUGUGUUGUGUGCUUAGUUUAUGACUAUUGGAAUAAAAAUUUUGUUUUCGAUAAAAAA